AUGUGGGUAUGUGUAUCAAACAAGUUUGAUGUCUAUAGGAUCUUAAAAGAAAUUAUAGAGUCCAUUACGGGUGUUUCAUGUGGAGACCCAUCAAAUGUCGAUGUGCCGGCAAGACAAGUUAAGAAGAAACUAAUUGGAAGGAAAUACCUGCUAGUACCGGAUGAUCUAUGGAACGAAGACUCUGAAGAUUGGGAAAAAGUAAAGAGAGUCCUUGUCUACGGUGGUGAAGGCAGCAAAUUAUUAGUCACAACACGCAGCCAAAGAGUUGCAUCUUCUAUUGGGGGUAAGGUGCAUAAUUUACAAAAAUUAACAGAUGAUAUUUGUUGGUCUAUUAUGCACAAAAAAGUUUCAUUUCUAGGCGCAGUGGUACUCACUCAAAACAUGACAAGUAUUGGGCGGGACAUAGCGAAGAAAUGCGAUGGCUUACCACUUGGGGCAAACUUUCUUGGAAGUUUAUUACACUUGAAAAGAGAAGAAAGCUACUGGGUUUCAAUCAAUAACGAUAAGGAUUUGUGGGUUCAACCAGAAGUUAAAAGAGUCAUAUCAAUCUUAAAAUUGAGCUACGAUAACUUAUCUUCGCCUUUGAAACAAUGUUUUCCGUACUGUUGUUUAUUUCCCAAAGCCUGGAAAAUUGAAAGAGAGAUAUUGAUUCAUAUGUGGAUGGCAGAGGGAUUCCUUCAGCCCAAUGAGGAUACAGAGAAGGAUGAACUUGGUGUCAUCCUCCGGUGUAAGAUGCACGAUCUUGUGCAUGAUCUUGCAAUGACUGUUGUGGAUCGCAAUGAAUUUGGGAUUGGGAAAGAAGAGUUUUCACAAACGUUGAUAUUGCGUAGUUGCUCAAAGGUUUCCAGGUUUCUUGGUGAUAUUGGUCGCUUAAGAAAUUUGAGGCAUCUCGAUAUCUCAAAAUCAGAUAUUAAAGUUCUGCCUGAUGAUUCUAUCAUUGACCUAACUUUGCAGAAAUUGGAUCUCCAUGAGUGCAGGGAAUUUGAAGCCUUACCCGAAAAUAUUGGAAUGUUAAAACAUCUAAGUUACCUUGACCUUUCAGGUUCGGCAAUUACAAAGGUACCUGAUUCCAUCAUUUACAUUGGCAAUUUAGUGACGUUUUUUAGGAAUUGUGGCAACUUAAAUGCCUUGCCUAAAGAACUAGGAGCUUUGACAGGAUUAAGGUGCCUUGAUCUGUCAUAUACUGAUAUCAAAGUAAUGCCUGAAUCUUGUGGGAGAAAAUGA
Papaver somniferum (opium poppy) is the source of this 1224-nucleotide messenger RNA. Its product is annotated as putative disease resistance protein RGA3. Lineage: Eukaryota; Viridiplantae; Streptophyta; Magnoliopsida; Ranunculales; Papaveraceae. The record is from RefSeq and is a predicted model, not a curated record. Gene Ontology annotation, molecular function: ADP binding. Gene Ontology annotation, biological process: defense response to other organism. The transcript is spliced from 3 exons. The coding region runs from base 1 to 1224 and encodes 407 amino acids.